Canis lupus familiaris (dog) is the source of this 9434-nucleotide messenger RNA. RefSeq names its product major facilitator superfamily domain containing 4B (gene SLC60A2). The transcript has 4 exons. The record is from RefSeq and is a predicted model, not a curated record. Gene Ontology annotation, biological process: transmembrane transport. Bases 84 to 1610 code for a protein of 508 amino acids. Lineage: Eukaryota; Metazoa; Chordata; Mammalia; Carnivora; Canidae.
GCUCCCGGCGGGGCCGCGGGGCCGGGCGCAGGCUGCGCUGGCUCAUCACCGCGGUGCUGUGCGCCGCCUUCCUGGGGCUGGGAAUGAGUGUUGCUAUACUGGGACCGACUUUUCAAGAUUUGGCAACAAACGUGAACCGCAACAUUAGCAGUCUUUCUCUGAUUUUUGUGGGCCGUGCUUUUGGAUUUUUGAGUGGCUCUGUGAUUGGUGGAAUUCUUCUCGACAAUAUGAAUCAUUUUCUACUUUUGGGAAUGUCAAUGUUGGCUACCACAGUUGGUCUUUAUCUUGUUCCAUUUUGUAAGACAGCGGUGUUAUUGAUCAUCAUGAUGUCCGUCUUUGGUGUUUCAAUUGGCAUUCUGGAUACAGGUGGUAACGUCCUAAUCUUGGCUAUUUGGGGGGACAAAGGAGCCCCACACAUGCAGGCCUUACACUUCAGUUUUGCCUUGGGUGCCUUUUUGGCUCCACUGCUGGCUAAAUUGGCCCUGGGCACGACGACGGUGUCUGCUGCAAACCACACAGAGGCCGACUCUAACCACUCUGCUCUCAACCAGUCAUCUGAAGCGGACUCCGAAUCUCUCUUCAGAGUACCUGACAAUAUGAAUUUACUGUGGGCCUACGCUAUUAUCGGUACUUACAUUUUUGUAGUUUCUCUCUUUUUUUUCGCUCUGCUUUUUAAGAAAAGCUCAAGGCAGGAGAAAGCCAAAGCAUCUGCUCAGAGGUCUCGAAGAGCUAAAUACCACAAUGCCCUUCUUUGCCUCCUUUUUCUGUUCUUCUUUUUCUACGUUGGAGCCGAGGUAACGUACGGUUCUUACGUUUUCUCGUUUGCGACCACCCAUGCUGGCAUGAAAGAAAGUGAAGCGGCGCUGUUGAACUCCGUCUUCUGGGGCACCUUUGCAGCCUGCAGGGGCCUAGCAAUCUUUUUUGCUACAUGUUUACAACCUGGAACCAUGAUUGUGUUAAGCAACGUCGGCAGCCUGGCAUCAUCCUUACUGCUGGUGCUUUUCGACAAGAGCCCAGUUUGCCUCUGGAUAGCGACUUCGGUGUACGGGGCCUCGAUGGCAACCACGUUUCCUAGUGGUGUUUCUUGGAUUGAGCAGUACACGACCAUCCAUGGGAAAUCUGCCGCAUUUUUUGUCGUUGGUGCUGCCUUGGGAGAAAUGGCUAUUCCUGCGGUGAUUGGAAUUCUUCAAGGGCAGUACCCUGAUUUGCCUGUAGUUCUGUACACCAUUUUGGGGGCCUCGGUAGCCACUGCUGUUUUAUUUCCCGUGCUCUAUAAGUUAGCCACCUCCCCUCUCAAUCAACAGCGAAAAGAACACAGAAAAAGCGAGGACCAGAAAGCUUUGCUGUCUAGUUCUGAGCUAAAUGACUACGAGGAAGAGAAUGAAGAAGAAGAUGCAGAGAAAUGGAAUGAAAUGGAUUUUGAAGUGAUUGAAAUGAAUGAUACAAUGAGAAAUUCUGUAAUAGAGACAUCUAGAAAUGUCCUGACAAAGCCCGUAGCUGAAAUCUCCAGUCAAUCCCACUCCAGUGCAAUGGUGUUCGAGUCCUCUCCAGCUAACAGUGGCAAGUCCCCUGUAAGUCACCUUGCAAGAAACCAGUGUAAAAGGGACUAACGCCGAGAGAAGAUGGAUUAUUUACUGACCUCCUUGAAUAACCUCUGGUUCUAAAGAAGCCAGUUAAAGCAGAGCAUUAACAGAUUUUCAACAUGCUCUGGGGAUCAAAAUUCCUAGGUCAGAGUAUAGCAGAUGCUACAAAGUUUUGCAAGGUUCUGUAAUUCCCAGAGUUUUCCAUAAAGAAUGAAUGGCCUUGGUCUCGUACAGCAGGGUCUUGUGAGGCUAGUGUUUGGCAUGUGGCUGAUGAGGUAAUGUGUUACGAUCUCCACCCCUCCGAGCACGCAGAGAAGGUGUUGUUGAGAAGCUGGGUGCCGUUCUCAUAGCUUGAAACCCUCUAGUAGUUGAGCCGAGUAGCUGAACAAAUGAUCAGUCAUCAGCAUUCUAUCAGGGAAGUUGAGGAGUGUUGUUUCUUAAAAAGAACAACUUUGAAAACGGACAGAGUUUUAUUCAUUGCUUUGCCCUCGCUGUAGUGUUGCACCAGAGAAUGCUCAUGCCUCAUUUGAUUUCUGAUUUCUGUGAAGAGAACACAGAGCAGGACCCCAGAGACCUGGCUGCAAACCUUGACUGCUGCUUACUAGUUUUCCGGCCCUGCACUCGGUCACUUUACUUGAGUAGGGCCUUGCUUAUCUGUCUCCUGAUCUGUGAUUUUAUCAGUGAAAGUGAGAUGAUUUUCAAACUAGGAAUCCUUACGUUUUAAAGUUUGUGCAAGAAAAAAAAAAGUUUGUGCAAGAUGUCAGAAAUUCACAUGUGCCAUCCAUUCUUCAUUUCAAAUGAGAAGUGAAACAAAAUUGAUAGUUUUAAGAAUACUACUGAUUAUGAAUCUAUGCCCGUUUCAGAGACUCCGUGUUUAAUGACUAUCUGCAAAACACAUUUUUCAGUAUUGUGUUUCAUCAGUUCUAAGAUGCACCCUUUUCUACCUUUUUUCCACAAUUUUAACAUCUCUGAAAUCAGAAUAUGUCUUAAAGUCAGUAGUCACUUAACAUCGUGAAGAAAUUUAAUCGACAGUUUAUCCGUAUACAUAUCCAAAGCAAUGUUGCAUGUUACAAUCAGUGUCUUACAGUAAUUCAUUCAAUUAGGAGAUUUUACUAUUUUUACAGAUAUUUUAAAAAGAAAAGUUAUUUUUAUAUGCUGAUUUUCUUGAUGUUCAAAUGGGGUUUGGAGAUGCAAUGUUCCGACUUUACAGGCUGUUUCAGAGUUACUAGGUUAGUAAUAGGGUGAGUAAUUGGUAAUGGAGUCUGAGUCUGAGCCUUGCUCUUCCAGGACUUGCUCCUCAUUGCGUCCGGCUGGUAAUCACAUUGUAAGCGCUGUGAACUAGGCUGCAGUUUAAUUUACAAAGAGGCACAGUCUUUUGCAGUGUUUGGAUUAUUUGUAUCACCCACGUAGGGUUCUUCUGGAGUUUGAAAUACCCGGGAGACCAAAUAAUGAUUAGAAAGGGGCUUGGUGGCUAGGAGUCAGGGAUCGCAAAGGGUACUUCGUAUGAGUGUGGCAAAGCUGGUGUGAGCUCUCUUUUGUUUUUUGUUUUUUUUUUUUAAAGAUUGUAUUUAUUUAUUAGAGAAAGAGUGAGAACAAGAGCGAUCACAAAGGGAGAGGAAGAGGCAGAAGCAGACUCGCCGCUGAGCAGGGAGCCUGAUGUAGGGCUUGAUCCCAGGACCCUGAGAUCAUGACCUGAAUCAAAGGCAGAGGCUUAACUAACAGAGCCACCCAGGCACCCCGUGAGCUCUCUUUUGAUAAAGCACUGAUGGCAGCUUUUGUUUACUUCUCUUUACCACGUUUUAUGGUGAAGAACAUUUAAUUUCUACCUGUUUGCAUUCUUUGCCUUCUCUUAUUUAUCUAAUUUCUACAAGUUUGCGUUUGUUUUUUCUGGAGUGAAAUACAGUAUCUGUUUUGACCACUGCCCAUCCACCUUCUAUACCACAAUAUGAGUUUGUAUAUAAUCUAGCAAUUUUAGAGAGGGCCGUUGGAGAAAUUAACAGUAAAAAUUCUAUUCUUGCUCUUUUUUGUACUUUGCUUUUCUCAUAGCUAGACCUUGGAGACCACCUGUGUUCCAUAUAUGCUUUUUCUCAGGUUGUUGGAAGUUAGGCAGUAGAUGCUAUUUGGCAGCUGGGAGGCUUGCUAGAACAGGGAUUCAAUCUGCAGCAUCUACAUUUAAGGGGUAGAAGAUGUGGCUCAGGGAGAGAGGGACGAUUAUAAGAACAUGGCCGGAAAUUUGGAAAUCCUCACUGGAAAAUCCACUGGAGUUCCACAAACCAAAAUGUGAAUGGCCAUAUGAGAUUACAGGCAUUGUUAAAGUUUGAUGAUGUAUUUCCAUAUUGGAAGGAUAAGACUUAGUACAAUUCCAAGAAUUAGCAUUCAUUCUAAUAAUCAGUUCUUAGGUAGGUGUCUGCUGAUGCACAAGUAGCCAAUACUGAAGUAUUCUAUUGCUGAAUAACAGAUUUAUCAGUUUACAACAACAGACAUUUUUAAGUAGGCUCCAUGCCCAGUGCGGAGCCCAGCAUGGGGCUUGAACUCACAGCCAUGAGAUCGAGACCUGAGCUGAGAUCGAGAGUUGGUUGCCUAACUGACCAAACCACCCGGGCACCCCAACAACAGACAUUUUUUAUCUCACAGUUUCUUGGGUCAGGAAUUUGGGCAUGACUUCCCUAGGUCCUCUGCUCAGUGUCUCAUAGGACUGCAGUCAAGCUGUUGGAUAGAGCUGUGCUCUUUUUUGGAGAUUUGGGUUCUCUUCAAGUACCCUGUUAUGUGGUUGUUGACAGUAUUCAGUUCCUUGCUGUGGUUAGGCUGAGGCCCCUGUUUUUUGUCUGGCUGUGAACUGUCACCAGUUGGUUGACAGUUCACCAUUCCUAGAACCAACCACCUAGGGCCAUGCAGCCCUCUGCAGACCUCUCACAACAUGGCAUCCUAUUUCUUCAAAGCCAGCAGGGGAAUCUCUCACCUGGGUCUGCUAAGCUAAAGCCUUCUAUAACAUGAUAUAAUCCCAGGAGUGGCGUCCCAUCACCUUUGCCAUAUAAUCUUGGCUAGAAGCAAGUCACGGUUCUACCCAAACUCAAGGGGAGAGGCUAGUACAGAGAUGUGACUCAUCUGGGCCCCCCUAGAGUGAGUUUGCUACAAUCUGGUACCUGAAAAACCGAGGUUCAAGAGAACUAAAAAGUUUGAGCUGGGGACAAGAAGCCCUCAGCAGUCAUCACGAGUGAUUACAGAUACCAAACUGAGUGAGCUAGUGUGGGCGCGGAAGGCUCCCCGUAUGGCAGGCCCACGAACCUGGUAGAGGAGACUCUGUGGGGCAAUAGAUGGGUUCACUCAGAGUUAGGCACUUUUUCCCACUUGACAUUUUAUGGUCUUUCCCACUUUUAACUUGUUCAGAUGCAGCUUUCUGUGAGGGAAAUAGGUACAUUUCACUUGAGUUGUAUUUUCAUAGUAAAGUCCAAGAACACUUUUGAGAGCAUCUUUUGGUUACUCUUAUUUUUUAAAGAGAAAUGCUUUUUAAAAAAAAAAUCAGUUUUUAUCAUAAAAAUAGUGAAGAUGUUAAAAAAAAGUCAUGCUGGAAGAUUAGGGAAGUACAUAAAAAUGAAAGGGACAGGUAUAAAAAUUUAUAUCGAGUUUUUAUUUAUUUUUUUAAAGUAAGCUCUAUGCCCAGUGUAGGGCUUGGACUCACGACCCAAGAUCAGUAGUUGUCUGCUCUAACAACUGAAUCAGCCAGGUGCCCUUGUGUAAGUAAUUUAUAAUUCUAAACACCUAGAAAAUUUCUUAACAUUUCUCAUCAACAUAAUUUCCAGGGUAAAGGGAUAAAAAAAAAAAACCUCCCCCCUACCAGAUAAAGUUUCAGAAACAACUUGAAUUUUUGUGUCCAGAUUGCAUUAACACUGUAGCCAAUGGACUGGUUAUUAGUUUGAAGAAUUGUAAUUUAUUUAAAAAACACACACACAACAAGCCUAAUUGAUCACUGUAGCAACACACUCCUGAAGACUGUGUGAGCCCGGGAUUACAUGUAAAGUGAGUUCGUUUCAGGUAGAACCAUUAAAUAAUGAGGAUAGCUGUCUCAUAACCAGAACUUUUUGUUUACCAUAGCAGUGUAUCACUCCUGCCACUUAAAAGUUCUUUGUUGUUUGUUUGUUUGUUUGUUUUUAAGAUUUUAUUUAUUCAUGAGAGAUACAGAGAGAGGCAGAGACAUUGGCAGAAAGAGAAACAGGCUCCAUGCAAGGAGCCUGAUGCGGGACUUGAUCCCAGGACCCUGGGGUCACGACCCGAGCCAUAGGCAGAUGCUCUACCACUGAGCCACCCAGGGGUCCCGAGCUUAAAGUGCUUGAUGGCAGUAGCCAUGUCCCUCUGGGAUACCCUGUAUCUGUGUUUGUUACGUGCCGCUUGUUUUGUUCAUAGUGCUGUGAAUGUGUUUGCAUAUGUGAACUCACAGAUAUUACAUGUGUUUCAUGUUCUCCUACAUUGGGGGGGCGCAGUGGGGGUAAAGGUAGUCGAGAAGAGAUACAAAAAAGUUUAUGAUUCCAAGUUUGUUAGAAAUGGCUCUUUUUUCAUUGAAAUUGUUAUAGCGAUUAUUAUAGAUUUACAUGCAAUUGUGCGUAGGGUUUCUUUUGUUUUCUUUUUCUUUUUUUUUUUUACAAAUUUGCUGAGCAGGGCUACUUGCUCAAUCUGGAGGGUAGAGAACUAGACUAAUGCUUCUCAUAGUUUAAUGUGCAUUUGAAUUGCUUAUUAAAAUACAGAUUCUUUUUUUUUUUAAAGAUUUUAUUUAUUUAUUCAUGAUAGUCACACAGAGAGAGAGAGAGAGAGAGAGAGAGGGGCAGAGACACAGGCAGAGGGAGAAGCAGGCUCCAUGCAGGGAGCCCAAUGUGGGAUUCGAUCCCGGGUCUCUAGGAUCGCGCCCUGGGCCAAAGGCAGGUGCCAAACCGCUGCGCCACCCAGGAUCCCCUAAAAUACAGAUUCUAAUUGAAUAGCACCUGGGGUAGGCGCUGGGAUUCCGUAUGUCUAACGAGCUCUUAUGGAUGGGGAGCUGUUGCCCUGUGGACUGACCACAUUUCGGGUAGCAGGAUUCACUUUUUGAGAGGGUCAAAUUCUUUGCUACUUUUGGGAAUUCAGUUUGUUUUGUUUUUGCUUUUCUUAAUCUGACCUUAAAUCUGUAGGAGUCUGUAGUUCCCAUGCACCCCCUUCUCUCUCUUGCACACAAACUCUAGGACUCUAUUCUGAAUUCUCUUCAAUCCUCUCCAUUUACUGCACUGACUGUUGAAUAUUUAUUUCUUAUGUCUGUUGAAUGCCUCCUAUUUGGCAGUCUCUGUGAGAGGUGCUAUGUGUACAUUGGUGGAAAGGUCAGAAGGUUCCUGCCUCCAUGGAACAUACCCUCUAUAGAAAUACCGUCCAGUAGAAUUUCCCACAGUGAUGGGAAUAUUUUAUAUCUGCACUGCCAAGUAGCCACUGGCCACACGUGGUGAAUUGACUCCUUGAAAUAUGGCUAGUAAGACACAGAAAAUGGAAUUUUUUAAAAAGAUUAUUUACUUAUUUAUUCAUAGAGACAGAGAGAGAGAGAGAGAGCAGUCACCAUGCAGAGAACCUGACGUGGGACUCGAUCCAGGGUCUCCAGGAUCACGCCCUGGGCUGCAGGCGGCACUAAACCGCUGCGCCCACCGGGGCUGCCCAGAAAAUGAAUUUUUUAAUUUAAAUAUCUACCUUAGCUGAUGGCUGCUAUAUUGGAUAACAUGGUCUUUUUUUUUUUUUAAGAUUUUAUUUAUUUAUUCAUGAGAGAGUGGUAGGGACACUCAAGAGGGAGAAGCAGGCUCCACGCAAGGGGUCCGAUGUGGGGCUCUAUCCCGGGACUCCGGGGUCACGCCCUGAGCCAGAGGCAGAUGUGCAACCACUGAGCCACCCAGGCGUCCCUGGAUAACACAGGUCUAGUGGAGGAAACAAGAUAUCAAACAAGUAAUCACACAAGGUGUUUCCAGGAAGUCUUUAUUUUGUUAUAUUAGAAAUUUACAAGUAUCUGGGGUCAGAAAGGUUGUGUUAGAUGCCUUCUCAAAUGGCAUGAUAUAAAUUAUCACGGGACCUAAGGAAAGGCUGGUUUUACUGGGUCCUAAUGGUAGACAGUGGUGUUUAGUGAUCCAAAGGAGAAGCUUUGCCUUUCCUUGUGUGUUGUGGAAGCAAACCAAGGCCGGGCACCUUGGUUGUCAGGAGGAUUUAAACCCCUUCCCUUUAUGCACUUUGGCUAGUUGGCAUUUGAGCUAGGUUGAACUUGACUUGGAUUUUUAUUUAGCUAUAAAUAGUUUCAUACUUAAUGAGUUAAAAUUUUAUAACACUGAAUUUUUGCAAAGAGAAGUUUUGUGCAUUUUUUCCCCUGCAUCUUCCAACAUUUUUUGGUGAUUGUCUUCAUCAUGUGUUGUCAUGUCCUCUAUUUUCUGCCUUGUUUCUUUCUUUCAGUUCUUGCAGAGAAGAUCCCUUAGGUUCUUGCAGUGUAGUUGUUAAUUCUUAAUGUAUUGUUUUUCUUUUGGCUUAUAUUUUUACUUGCAAAAAUGCCUUUCGUGUCCGGUCUCUGACUUUAUGGCAACUUGCCUUCGAUGUGUUCGAUUAUGUUAGUUAAUGGGUGGCCUGGAGAAGAGUUGAAGUUGUUCGAUGACAUGAGUGACUUAAGGUGGUGAGCUUUUUAGCCUCUGAACAACUUGUUGAGAUUGCAAGGUGUUUUUUAAAAUCAUUUAUUUUCAAGUGUGAUAAAAUAGACAUAACAUGUACCGUCUUAGCCAUUUUUAAGUGUAUAAAUUCGGUGGCAUUCCUACGCUCACAUUAUUGUGCAACCAUAACUGCCUCAUUCACAAAACUGAAACUCUGAUGAGCACUGGGUAUUAUGCUAUAUGUUGGCAAAUCGAACUCUAAUAAAAAAAUAUACAAAAAAAACCCCAAAACACUGAAACUCUGUAACCCAUUAAACACCGUAUCUCUCCAUUACACCCUCGUAUGAGCCCUGACAAAAGAGCAGUCUACUUCCUAUCUCUACAAUUUUCACUACUCUAAGUACUUCAUAUAAAUGGCAUUAGACGGUAUUUGUCCUAUUGUGACCGGCUUAUUUCACUCCGCGUAUUAUCUUCAAGUUUCAUCCAGGUUGUAGCCUGUCAGGAUUUCCUCUGUAAGGUGGAGUAAUAGUCUCCUGAAUGUAUACUUUGCUUACGCAUGUAUCUGUUAGGGACGUUUGAGUUGCUUCCACCUUUUGGCGAUUGGGAAUAAUGCUGCUGUGAAAAUUGAAUGUACACAUACCUGUUUGAAUUUCUGCUUUCAAUGCUUUUGGGUGUCCCCACAAGUCUGACUGCUGGCUCAUGUGUUAGUUCUGUUUUUAAUGUUUUUGGGUGCUUUCAUUAUUUGACUUAGAUAUUGUCCUAAAUCCGUUUUUCCAGAAGAAACUGGCUAGAGGAAGAAGAUAGAGAAACCCAUGCAUUUAGUCAUAUUGCUUCAAACUCUAGGCAGACUUUUAGCCCAUUAUAAUCAAUCAGCUUAGUGUCACCCACACGCAGAGUAGUGAAAGGUUAUGUCCGACAUCUACCUCAAAGUUUUGUUAUAUUUGCUUUCAGUUUUUAUUCAGUCAUUGAGCAAGUGUUUGCGAGCUCACUUUGAAAUCUUACCUGUAAUGAAACCAAACCUGGACCUGUGGGAGGUUGUUUUUCUAGACAGGUUUUCACCAGUCAGUUUUGAUUUGGGGGGCUUAAUGGGGUAGGGAUGGCCUUGUAGAUUGAUUACAUCUGUAUUUAAGACUGCUCACACUUACAUGGCUUUGUACAAUGAAAAAGCUUGUUUGAAUAACAUAUUGAUAUAAAUAAAUAACACUGUUGAUUUAAGAUAAAA